Triticum urartu is the source of this 712-nucleotide messenger RNA. Lineage: Eukaryota; Viridiplantae; Streptophyta; Magnoliopsida; Poales; Poaceae. The record is from RefSeq and is a predicted model, not a curated record.
AGCAGCGACACUAACUAUCGUAGUGAUACAUCCAUCAAACAAAAUAAUGGCGGCCUCCCCGUGGGCGCUCAUCCUCCUCCUGGCCGCGGCCUUCGCCGCAGGGACCGGCGCGACGACCUUCUCCAUCACGAACCGCUGCUCCUACGCAGUUUGGCCGGCGGCCAUCCCGGUGGGCGGCGGCAGGCGGCUCAACAGCGGUGACACGUGGAACCUCGAGGUCCCCGGCGGCACCAGCGCCGCCCGGAUCUGGGGCCGCACAGGCUGCAACUUCAACGUCGACAGAGGGAGCUGCGCCACCGGCGACUGCGCUGGCGCGUUGCACUGUGGCCUGUCUGGCCGCCCGCCGGCGACACUUGCGGAGUUCAGCCUCGGCUCGCAGGACUACUACGACAUUUCGGUGAUCGACGGGUAUAACGUCCCCAUGGAUUUCUCCUGCAGCACCGGCGUGGCGCUCCGGUGCCGGGACGCCGGCUGCUACGAUGCGUACCAUCAGCCCAACGACGUCAGGACCAAAUCUUGCGGCGGUGGCAACAGGAGCUUCCGUGUUGUCUUCUGCCCAUGAUGAUGACCUUACGAUGCAUGACGCGUACGAGAUGGCUGGAUUGUACGGCUCACAUAUAUGUACACGGAGUGUAAGUGUGCGACGAUCGAGCGAGACACAAGCACAUUAAAUAAACUGUUGAAUAAAGGUAAGGUAAAAAAAUUACUAGUA